Molecule: messenger RNA, 4949 nt
Organism: Clupea harengus (Atlantic herring)
Lineage: Eukaryota; Metazoa; Chordata; Actinopteri; Clupeiformes; Clupeidae
Gene: tmem109
Product: transmembrane protein 109
Biological process (GO): intrinsic apoptotic signaling pathway in response to DNA damage by p53 class mediator; cellular response to gamma radiation
Source: RefSeq, a predicted model, not a curated record
CUAGAUCGUUGAUUUUUUUCCAGACUGGAACUUCUUGCUAGUAAAGGAAGAGAAAUGUGAGGAAUUGUACAGCUGUAUUUUUUUAUUUGCCCACAUUACACUUUCUUUUUACCUUGUUUACCACUUUCUUUAACCAAGUGUAUUAUUAACACUUUCGUGCCACCUCGCAAGGUUACAACAGGGAGUCACAAAAAAGCUUGGUUUGAGAAUGGCUAAAAUUACUUGUGAAUGGAUACUUCUGUAUCUUGUUUUGCAUGCGUCAAUUUCAUUAUGCUUGGUUGCAUCUGCGCGGCAGGAGGAUGCAAAGACGGCGCCCCCAGGCGUGCUGCUAACGUUAAGAGAAGUUCUGUCAGACCUUUCAGUGGACACUCACGGUUACCUGGUGUCCCUUAUCGGGAAACGGGCCGUGGAUACCUCACUUCAGUGUGUUAGAGGUGCGGUCAAGUCGUUGUCAGAGGAUGCUGCCAACAUUCUGAAUAUUAUCUCCCAAUACAUCACAGAGCUUUUGAGCACCACAGGAAUUAAAGUUCAACUACCCUUCAAGCAAAUCUCUCCCGAGGGAGUACUCUUUGUAACCCAGUGGGCUCUUCUGGCUGUGAUUGGCUACUGGAUGCUGUCCUUGCUCUUACGAUUGGUAGCUGGAGCUGUGUGGAGGAUCCUUUGGCUCCUGAAGCUGGGUGGAGCCUUGGUACUGUUUGGGUGGAUCCUGAGCGAUACAGAUGCCAGCAUGGAAACCAGGGCAAUGUGGCUGGCAGGGCUGGUGGCUGCCUGCGUGCUCCUGGGUGUGGGGCCUCGUAGUGGACUGCAGGACCACACCACCAACCUGGAGGAGCAAGUGAGACGCCUAGAAAAGCGGCUCAGAGAAGUGGAACGCAGGAGAAAAGAGGAGUGAGUUUUGGAGCAAGACUGAGGAGUGAGUGGAGAACUAAAGGAAUUAUGAGAUGUUAUGAACUGUUGCCCAAUGCAUGGAGCACUGGUCUGACAGCUGGACCAAGAAGUCAAAUGUGCACAAGGUGCAAAACUCUUGUGGAACAAUUUGAAUACUUGUAUAAAACGUUCCCUAUUUUGAGGACAAUAAUGGCUGUUGGAAACGGAUGGAAAAUUUUAAUAUGGGCGGGGCAAAAUAUUCUUCUCUAGCAUGGAACAGCCCAAACACAAUCACUCAUUGCCCAAGUGUGUUUUAUUUAUCUACCUCAAAGUAAACAUAUAUCCUGGUAUGCUUUUAAAAAAGAAGAGACUUGUGUGUCUGGGAAGAGGUAGCAAUUUAUCCAGCUUUAAUUAAAUUCUCAGUAAGCAGUGAACAAAUGUCAUCCAUGAUAUCCCGUCCUUUUAUGGUUUGCUGGCAUUUGGGUGCUCCAUCAUGACAAUGUGCACGCUCACAGCUCACAAGUUCCUUGACAGUGAGUCUCACACAGCAUGUCAUACAAUAUUACAAGUGUAGACCAAAUAAAAAGAAAACACAAAUGGCAGAAGGGUUAUCCCAAUGGGUUCACAUAGUUUCAUAUUCAAUCCAGCUUGUCCAGUCAAAUGUCAACAGAAUGUUCAUUUUAACAGAUACAAUAUAAAAGGUGUCCAUUUUGCUAAGUAAAUCUCCAUCCGGAGUCGUACGCUUGCAGUUAAACUUUCCAUACAAUUCACAGCCUGGAGCCUCUGGGCCCACUGGUCCACGGUAGGUGGGUGGGGCCUGAGACAGUUUACUGUGAUAAUUUUGUGGGCAAUUAACAUCAUAACUCUGAUCAUAUACAAUUAGUUUUUCCCUAGCCCUCUUGAAGGUGUAGUUCCCAAAAUCAGCUGUUGUGGGUCAAUCGAACUGUCCAAGUUCAAGAUCUCACGUAUCUCCCUCUUCACCUCCUCCCAGAACUUCUGCAAUUUAGGGCAAUCCCAGAAAAUGUGAGAAAAGUCCCCUAUUAGACCACAACCUCUCCAGCAGAGAGGGGAAUACUUCUUGUCAUACUUAGCUAUUACUAUGGGUGUUUUAAAAUAUCUCAUCCUUAGCUUCCAACUAAAUUCUCUCCAGGUUGGACUACUUAAACAUUUGUGCCAGGACACCCAAGAGCUUUCCCAUUCAUCAUCUGCAAUAAUGGUGUUAGCCUCCAAUUCCCAUUUACCUUUUAUAUCCAAUGUGUCGAUAGAUGUAUCCAUAUGAAUUCUACUGUAUGAACAGGAUAUUAUAUGUUUUGAUUGAAUUCAAUACUCAGCUAUCUCCACACAGUACUGUUCAAAAUUCCCUGGUGUUUCCUUAAUGUUGUCCUAUUCCUUGCGUGUGGUCAAAUAGUGCCGAAGUUGGAAAUAUCGGAAUAGAUCAUUAGCUUCAAUACCCUACUUUGCUUGAAGUUGUACGAAAGCCCUGAGAGUCGUUCCUUCAAAUAAUUGACUUAUUGUGGUCAAACUCUUCUCCGCCCAUCUAAUAAAACCACUGUCUAAUUUAGCAGGCAGAAAAUCACAAAGAGCAGCCAUUUUUGUUGCCCUAGAUACAGAUAACGGUAGGUUUUAAUACCUGUCUUAUUUUCUUCCAAACCUUUGAUGUAUACUUAACCCGUUAAUUUAGUAUCCUGAGUUUACACCAUGCAUUUGUCGUCAGAAAGGGGAGGGCUGAGAGUGAUGUGUUUACUGAACUUUGCUCUAUAUGUACCCAUUUUGUAUCCAUAUCCAAUCUCAUCCAGGAGACCAGUACUCUAAGUUGUGCUGCCCAGUAAUAACUUCUGAAAUGAGGCAAAGAUAAGCCGCCCUUUUCUUUAUGUAAGCAAAGAACUUUGAGUCUCACUCUAGGCCUCUUGUUCUGCCAUAUGAAUCGGGAAACCAGCCUAUCUAAGAGCUUAAAAGUAGAUACCGGGACAGCAAUAGGAAGAGAACAAAAGAGAAAUAACAGCAUUGGCAGAACAUUCAUCCUAAUGGUUUCUACCCUCCCAACCAAGGAAAGGGGAAGCAUCUCCCACCUUUCCAAGUAAUUUUUGAUCUGGGAAAUGAGUUUGUCAUAGUUUGCGCUGUAUAAUUUAGAAAAAAAAUAGGAGUCAAAAUCACCCCCAAGUACCUAAAGCCUCCCUUUGACCAUCUAAAUCUCACAAGUCUGUCCAAUUGUGUAGGCCAGCUUCCUGUAAUCAUCAUUGCUUCCGAUUUCCCCUUGUUAACGUUAUGUCCUGAAACUUCCCCAUAGUUCCUCAGACAUUGCAUAACCGCUGGUAUAGAUGACAAUGGAUUUCUUAUAAACAAAAGAAUAUCACCCGCAAACAACGAUAUCUUAUGCAUCAUGCCCUCCUCAUCUGCUAUACCUUCAAUUUGAUCAUUACCCCUUAUUAACUCAGCCAGCGGUUCGAUAUUCGUUUUUUUAAACCAUUGUCACUCCCCGCCAGCCGGAUUUGGCUUCCUGCGACUUCUUCCUCUUCCCCAAGAUGAAGUUCAAGCUGAAGGGUCGCUGUUUUGACACAGUGGAGGAGAUACAAAGUGCAUUGCUGAUGGUGCUGGAUCUGCUUAAAGAACGGGACUACCAAUGCUGAGACCAAACUUACGCCCUUGCCAAACAUGAUAUAGCCUCUGUGUGAUGGGCUAUAUCAAUCUCAAUAAAAAUAAUGUUAGAUUGUCAUGAAAUCUAAGUGAGCAAAGCACUUUCUUUUUUUACGGGCUCAAAAUCACAUAGGUUAACAACAACCUGAUUAACAAUAUAACAGUGAGUUUGAAGUGGUAGGGCAUUUCAAAACAGGUCCAAUAAACUAUAACAGGUUAAACCGGAUUUUGAUCAUUAAACAGCAGUUCUUAAAUGUGAUCAGGUUGUCCCAACUUAAAAGUCUGUACUUAUGGAGGACUGAACAGUGAUGGUGUGCUUUAGGUUUUUUGUCAAGUAUUUGAGAGCCUGUUUAUAAAGAGACAUGACUGGUUUAAGGGUAGUGGAUUUGGCAGUAGACCAGGUGGGUAAGCAGUAGUUAAUGUGAGAUCAAAUCAGCGAGAACAUGUACAUUUUAGCAGCCUCGGUGGACAUGUGAUUUCUAAGAUGCCUAAAGUUGGCCAAGGUGAAUUUAAAAUUUUACGUGUUUUUUAAAAGUAAGUUGUUAUCAAUCAAGAUACCAAGAUAUUUGUAUUCCUUCACAAUCUUGAUUCUUUGAUCAGAAUGGUAAAUCGUUAAUAUAAAGACUGAAAAGAAGUGGAUCCAGGAUAGAACCUUGGGGAACACCUGUAGACAGAUUUUUAAAGUCGGAUAAUACAUUGUUUAUUACAACACACUGAGUUCGAGUUGAUAAGUAUGAUUUGAAACAGUUGGAUGCAGAAGAAGAAAAGUUACACUGAUCAAACUUAGACUGAAGUAUGUUGUGGUUGACCGUGUCAAACGCUUUCCGGAGAUCUAGAAAUACUGCACCCACAACUCCUGCUCUAUCCAUAAGGGACUUGACCCUUUCAAUAAAAUAGACCGUUGCAGUCUCGGUGGAGUGAUUUGAUCUAAAACCAUGCUGCAUGGGGUGUAAAAGCUGAUUAGAGUUAAGAUGAUACAUAAGUUGCUCUACUGCUAAUGUUUCCAAAACUUUGGACAUUAUGGGAAUAUGUAAUACAUAUAGCCUAUAAUGAACAUGGUUUAAGAGGAGGCUCAACCUUUUAAGCUUUGUGGUUGUGAUGAAGAACUUAACUUGUCGCUCUCACUGGGUUGCCUGUUUGGAUUAUUCCAAGUAUUUUCCCCAGCACUCUCAAACUGAGUGUUUUAAUGAACACAGAACAGAUUACUUCAAAGUCUUAUAUAGUUUCCCUCCACUGGUCUGGUAGUUAUGAUGGGCAAUAGAUGAAGUGGUUGUCAAAUUACUCUAAAAAGAAAGCUAUGAUUCUCCGAUUGUCUAAGGAGGUCAACUCAUUUGCCUAACUGCGUAUAUAGACUGAUUGAAACAAAGAGUGUGAGGUCAAACAUGGAGCAGAGAAAAUGGCCAAGGAACAAUCUUUUGUAUAAUUUCUAAUAAAUAAUUUACAUCAUU